UGCUUGUUUCCUUCGUCCAGGUUGAAAGCUUUUGCCAGAUUUCUGCUUAAAGAUUGACUUUCCUGUGUAAACAUUUUCCUGUUAAAAUGUCCUUGCCUCUAACAGAGGAGCAGCAGAAAAAGAUUGAAGAAAAUCGACAAAAGGCUCUAGCUCGUAGAGCUGAGAAAUUAUUAGCAGAACAGCAUCAGAGUAAAGGCCGUCAAACCCUUGCUGUCAAACCUUCCCAGUCUACUCAAGGCUCUUCCCCAAGUCUUCCCAGUGUUCCUUUUAGACCCAGGAGCCAGGGUGUCAUUUUUAAUGAACCUCAGAACCUCAGAAGUUCACUUAUUGCUGACCCAAGACCUCAGAAUUCUCAAGGCCUUAAUCCUAGCACACCACAACUUGCAAAGGGGCCAUGGAAACAGCCAGAAGAGAUGCACACAGCCUGCCCAAGCCACUGUCCACCAAGUCAAAUGACUCUCACAGCCAUUUCCCCUCCAUUGGCAGGAAGCUCUCCAGAGAUCAGCCAACAGCUUUCAGGGUUCAAGGUAGAUCAGGUUCAUCCCCAGACUUCUUAUGAGAUCCAGUCAACACCUUCUCAGAGCACAACUCAUGAGACUUUAGGCAAAGCCAAAACAUCAUGUGAGACACUAGCUUCAUGCUCUGCAGAGCCUCCCAAGAACCCUGAUGUAGGAGCCAAGACAACAAGACCAUCAACAUCAGGGCAGACUGUUUCCAGCAUCCAUCAUGUGCCCCCCACGCCAGAAGGGAGACUCCAACAGAAGGGAAAAUGCAUAAGAAAUGGAAAUCGGUUUCAGGUGGUGAUUGGCUAUGAUGCCAAGCUCAUUGCAGUGUUUAAGAGUUUGCCCAGCAGAAGUUAUGAUCCUGACACCAAGAGAUGGAACUUCAGCAUGAAUGACUACAAAGCCCUGAUGAAUGCAGUACAACACCUUCCGACCGUCACCUUGCAGCCUUUGGAAGAGGCUCCCUGCAAUGGGGAGACCCAAUCAGCCACCAGUGCCAGCGCUGCAGCCCACACCCAACUGCCUCCUGCCUGCUCACUCACCUUUGUCAAAGGGAAGUGCCUGCUCAUUUCCAGGACACGAUUCGAGGCAGAUAUUGGCUAUUCAAAAGACCUGAUUGAACUCUUUAAACAGAUGAAGUCCAAGAUUUACGAUGUCAAGACCAGGAAAUGGAACUUUCUGUUGGAGGAGCACAAUAUGUUAAUUGAAUGUGUGCGCCUCCUCCCACAAGUUCAGCUGGAACCUUUGCCUAAGACGUUAGCCCAGGCCUUCGCCUCUCAGCUGAAGAAGACAUGUUUGGAAGCAGACAUUCCUGACGCAGACCUUUCCAGAGUGGACACCAAGCUUGUGUCUAGCCUACUGCCCUUUCAGAGAGCUGGAGUCAAUUUCGCCAUAGCCAAAGGAGGCCGCCUGCUCCUGGCUGACGACAUGGGCCUGGGCAAGACCGUCCAAGCCAUCUGCAUCGCCGCCUUUUACCGGAAGGAGUGGCCACUGCUGGUGGUGGUGCCAUCUUCUGUGCGCUUCACCUGGGAGCAGGCCUUCCUUCAGUGGCUGCCAUCUCUGAGCACAGACAGCAUCAACGUAGUGGUGACAGGAAAGGACCGUCUGGCUGCUGGCCUGGUCAAUAUCAUCAGUUUUGACCUUUUGAGCAAGAUGGAAAAGCAACUGAAAACCUCUUUCAAAGUGGUCAUCAUCGAUGAAUCCCACUUCCUCAAGAACAGUAAGACUGCUCGCUGUCGUGCAGCCAUGCCUAUCCUCAAGAUGGCCAAGAGGGUGAUCUUACUGUCAGGCACACCAGCCAUGUCCCGGCCUGCAGAGCUCUACACGCAGAUCAUUGCUGUCAAGCCCACGUUUUUCCCGCACUUCCAUCUCUUCGGACUUCGCUACUGUGAUGCCAAGCGGCAGCCCUGGGGAUGGGACUACUCAGGCUCCUCCAAUUUAGGGGAGCUGAAACUUCUGCUGGAGGAGGCGGUGAUGCUGCGCCGCCUCAAGAGUGACGUCCUCUCUCAGCUCCCAGCCAAGCAGCGCAAGAUGGUGGUGUUGGCCCCCGAACGGAUGAAUGCCAAGACCAGAGCUGCCCUCGAUGCUGCCACCAAGGAAAUGACCACCUGGGACACUAAACAGAAGCAGAAAGAAGCCCUCUUUGCCUUCUUCAACAGGACAGCUGAAGCCAAAAUCCCAUCUAUCAUUGAGUACAUCCUGGACCUUUUGGAAAGCGGGAAAGAGAAGUUUCUGGUGUUUGCACACCAUAAGGUGGUGUUGGAUGCAGUCACUAAAGAACUUGACAGAAAGGAUGUGCCACACAUCCGCAUCGAUGGUUCCACCUCCUCAGCUGACCGUGAGACUCGGUGCCAGCAGUUCCAGCUGUCUGAGAGGCACUCUGUGGCUGUGCUGUCCAUUACUGCCGCCAACAUGGGCCUCACCUUAUCCGCAGCAAACCUGGUGGUGUUCGCAGAGCUCUUUUGGAACCCAGGGAUGCUGAUCCAGGCAGAGGACCGUGUACACCGCAUUGGCCAGACGAGCUCUGUGAGCAUCCACUACCUGGUGGCGAAAGGCACAGCAGAUGACUACCUGUGGCCCCUGAUUCAAGAAAAGAUUAAAGUGCUGGGUGAAGCUGGCCUUUCUGAAGCCAGUUUUUCUGAAAUGACAGAAGCCACUGAUUACCUGUAUAAGGACCCAAAGCAGCAGAAGAUCUAUGACCUUUUUCAGAAUUCCUUUGAAGAAGACAAAGAGUUCCUGCUGGCUUUGGAUUCCUUUGACUCCGGAUGUGCUUCACAAGCAUCUGGAAGUGAUUCCCAGCACCAGAAAGAAACGUUGGAUGAUAGUACCUCACCAAAGAAAAGGAGAUUUGAAUUUUUUGAUAACUGGGACAGUUUUACAAAUCCCUCAUAAUGGGGGGGGGGGCUCAAUACUUUUUAAGAUUACAUUGUUAAUUAAAGUAAAAUAAGGUGUUUGUUUUUA
Molecule: messenger RNA, 2963 nt
Organism: Suncus etruscus (white-toothed pygmy shrew)
Lineage: Eukaryota; Metazoa; Chordata; Mammalia; Eulipotyphla; Soricidae
Gene: SMARCAL1
Product: SWI/SNF related, matrix associated, actin dependent regulator of chromatin, subfamily a like 1
Exons: 17
Coding region: 87-2894 (935 amino acids)
Biological process (GO): replication fork processing; DNA repair
Cellular component (GO): nuclear replication fork
Molecular function (GO): ATP-dependent chromatin remodeler activity; ATP binding
Source: RefSeq, a predicted model, not a curated record